Molecule: messenger RNA, 1914 nt
Organism: Penicillium bovifimosum
Lineage: Eukaryota; Fungi; Ascomycota; Eurotiomycetes; Eurotiales; Aspergillaceae
Exons: 6
Coding region: 1-1914 (637 amino acids)
Biological process (GO): triglyceride biosynthetic process
Cellular component (GO): endoplasmic reticulum membrane
Molecular function (GO): diacylglycerol O-acyltransferase activity
Source: RefSeq, a predicted model, not a curated record
AUGGCUUCUGAUACAGCUGUGGCGAGCGCUCGAGAAGAAUCGCAGGUUAAUUCAGCAAAUGAUGCGGUUCACAAUGAGACUGCGAUCUCUUCGCCAUCCAAAUCAAGGUUGAAGAAACGCAGUAAAUAUCGCCAUGUAGCUGCAUAUCAUUCAGAGACACGACACUCCAGCCUCAGUCGAGAAUCCGAUGUGUUGCCCAAUUUCUUGGGAUUUCGGAAUCUGAUGGUGUUGGUACUUGUGGCGAUGAACCUGCGAUUGAUCAUUGAGAACUUCAUGAAAUACGGCGUACUAAUAUGUAUCAAAUGCCAUGACUACCGCAGGCAAGACGUUGUUCUCGGGUCUAUACUGUUUGCCUCGGUGCCUUGUCACUUGCUGGUGGCAUACUUCAUUGAGCUAUCAGCUGCCACAUCCGCCAAGAAGACAGUGGGUCGUCAGAAAAAGACAGAGGAACAGAAACAACACGACCAGAAUGUCUUCCAGUCAACCUGGCCGUACACUGCUUUCCUGCACACAUUGAAUGCCACAUUGUGUCUCGCAGUAACCAGUUUCGUGACCUACUUCUAUAUCCACCAUCCAGGCAUUGGGACAAUCUGUGAGAUGCACGCCAUUAUCGUGUGGCUGAAGAACUGCUCCUACGCAUUCACAAAUCGGGAUCUCCGUCUGGCGCUGCUCAAUCCAUCCGCGGACCCGGGCUUGCCUGAGAUCUACGCCUCAUGCCCCUACCCGAGGAACAUCACUAUCAACAACCUGGCAUAUUUCUGGCUCGCACCGACGCUGGUCUACCAACCUGUUUAUCCGCGCACCCCAUCCAUCCGGUGGUCCUUCGUUGCAAAGCGCCUUGCAGAGUUUUUGGGUCUGGCCAUGUUCAUCUGGCUUCUGUCGGCGCAGUAUGCCACACCUGUAUUGCGGAACUCGAUUGAUAAGAUUGCAGUCAUGGACAUCGCCUCGAUCUUGGAGCGGGUCAUGAAGCUGUCCACCAUCUCACUGAUUAUUUGGCUUGCUGGUUUCUUCGCUUUGUUCCAGGCGCUUUUGAAUGCCCUGGCCGAAGUCAUGCGGUUUGGUGACCGUGAAUUCUAUACCGACUGGUGGAACAGCCCCAGUUUGGGUGAAUAUUGGCGAUCUUGGAAUCGGCCUGUAUAUCUGUUCAUGAAGAGACAUGUGUACUCGCCCCUGGUGGGCCGUGGAUGGAGUCCUCUCGCUGCGAGUGGGAUGGUUUUCACGCUCUCUGCGAUUCUUCACGAAAUGCUCGUGGGCAUUCCCACACAUAACUUGAUUGGCGUGGCAUUCUUCGGAAUGAUGUUCCAGCUGCCUUUGAUCAGCCUCACUGCGCCGUUGGAUAAUGUGCGCGGUCCUCAUGGCAGGGUGAUUGGAAACUGCAUUUUCUGGGUCAGCUUCUGCCUGGUUGGACAGCCGCUUGGAGCACUUCUGUACUUCUUUGCCUGGCAGGCCAAGUAUGGGAGUGUGAGUAGGAUGGCGCCAAACCCAGCUGCACCCGUCAUUGGCGUCGCUCUCGGCGCCAUCCCCGUCCUCGGUUUCAUCCACGGCAACAUCACCGGCAGCCUGCGCAAGAAGGCCAAGGUCCCCUACCCUCACAGCUAUGCCUCAAUGGAACUGUGCAAGGAAAACGCCCAUGCCGAGCAGUUCAACUGCGCUCAGCGCGCCCACGCCAACUUCCUCGAGAACUCCUCCCAAACCAUGCUUUUCACCCUGGUCGCCGGUCUGAAGUACCCCGAGUACGCCGCUGGCCUGGGCGCUCUGUGGGUCUUCUUCCGCGCUCUCUUCUUGUACGGAUAUGUGUACUCUGGCAAGCCCCAGGGUAAGGGCCGUAUGAUUGGCGGGUUCUUCUGGCUGGUGCAGGGUGCUCUUUGGGGGAUGAGUGUUUUCGGUGUUGGGCGGGAUUUGCUCAAGUUGUAA